This is a messenger RNA of Protopterus annectens (West African lungfish), 526 nucleotides long. RefSeq names its product poly(A)-specific ribonuclease PNLDC1-like. NCBI's taxonomy places the organism in Eukaryota, Metazoa, Chordata, Ceratodontiformes, Protopteridae. The coding region runs from base 59 to 433 and encodes 124 amino acids. The transcript has 4 exons. The record is from RefSeq and is a predicted model, not a curated record.
CUUGCCGGUGGAUAUACCAUUUUCCUGUCAUCUUGAGGCUGUGCAGGAGUACCUGAAUAUGAUAAAUGUUAUCCGAGGUCGAAUGUCUCGCAUGUGCCUAAAAGGGCCUGAUCUGCCAGCAAGAAGACCCCCUCUACUACUUGUGAGGGCUCACAGAAUCCUGUGUGUGUCUGAAAUCUACCAUGAGUUCAGGGUUCAUUGGUCCUUGGAUGUCAGAAAACUGACAAAGUACAAGUUUUUAUUGUCUGUAAAUACAUUUAAAGGAGUACGAGCAAUCCUGAAGACAUAUUGGAAACAUCCAGAACUGUGUGUGACUACAUAUCGUUACUGGCAGCAUGCUUCAAAUAUUGUUUGUAUGUUUCAUGUUUGUAGUGUUGUCGCAGCUUGGUCCAUCUUAGCAUUUAUUCUUGGAGGAUGUCGAUCUCAGAAGUAAGACUGUGGAGCCACAAGCAGACAGUUUAAAUUAGGAAAUGUUGUGCUUUGCACUACUAGUUGUACACUAAUAAAGUUUUCUUUCCUUCUGUGA